Messenger RNA from Pyricularia grisea, 3093 nucleotides. RefSeq lists its product as uncharacterized. The transcript has 2 exons. The coding region runs from base 1 to 3093 and encodes 1030 amino acids. Gene Ontology annotation, molecular function: protein binding. NCBI's taxonomy places the organism in Eukaryota, Fungi, Ascomycota, Sordariomycetes, Magnaporthales, Pyriculariaceae. The record is from RefSeq and is a predicted model, not a curated record.
AUGCAUCAUCUCUACACUCGCUUAUUCAUUUGUGCUAUUUUUGUUGGCACCUGUCUGGCCCAGAACACCGGCAGCCAAAUCCCCAGUGACUGGAAAUGCAAUGGCCAACAGACAGUGGUCACAACGUCAGAUGGCUCCACGUUCGCUCAGUGCACAAACACUGAUUGGCAAGGGCGCAGCAUGUAUUCUUUAAAAGACUACAAUACAGCUGCAGCCUGCGCCGAGGCCUGCGGUCUCACUCCUACUUGCAACGAUGCCGUCUGGGACACCCAGGGCAAAAGUUGCCACAUGAAAGACCCGACAAAGACUCUCACACAAGCCGACAACAAACAGUAUUACCAGCUGAGGUUGAUCAAAAGGGCGGCUCCCGUGUCUCAGGCUGUACAGCAGGGCGGCCGGUGGUCUGCCCAGAUCAACUUCUCCAUCAUACCGGCUGCCGCCUACAUCGUCCCCGAGCAACCCUAUGCCAGCCGCAUCCUGGCGUUUUCGGCCGCCGAAGACGAGUCGUUUGGAGGUCACUACGGGCAGACUCAGUUUACGGAUUAUAACUACCAGACCGGCGUCAUCUCCAAGCGCACAGUCCAAGAGACAAAACACGACAUGUUCUGUCCUGGCAUCAGUUCCUUGGCCGAUGGCAGAAUGGUAGUGACUGGCGGUGACGAUGCCGCCGUCGUCAGUAUCUACGACCCCUCGACCAACAAGUUCACGCGCGCCGCAGACAUGAACAUAGGCCGCGGCUACCAGGCCAGCGCGACUCUCUCCAACGGCAACGUCUUCACCAUUGGUGGUUCCUUCUCGGGCGGCACCAAGAGCAAGAACGGCGAGGUCUACGACCCAAACAGCAACAAAUGGACCCUCCUCGAUGGGUGCAAGGCCGACGCGCUCAACACGGGCGACCUCGCCUGGAGGCGCGACAACCACGCCUGGCUCUACGGCUGGACCAACGGCAGCGUCUUCCAGGCCGGCCCCAGCGGGCAGAUGAACUGGUACACCACCGACGGCGGCGGCGACGUUCAAAGCGCCGGCAUCAGGAACUCGACCGAUGCGGCAAUGUGCGGCGCCAACGUCAUGUACGACACGGGCAAGAUCCUGGCGUCCGGCGGUGCGCCCCUUUACGACAACGACUCGGGCGUCACCACGGCUAAGAUCAUCAACAUCCCCGCGCUGGGCGAGAAGGCCACCACGGAAGCGGUCCCCGACAUGAAGUACCCCCGUGCGUUUUCCAACAACGUCGUCCUUCCCGACGGCACCGUCCUGGUCACGGGCGGGCAAAAGUACGCGCGCCAGUUCACCGACGUCGAGUCCAUCAUGUACCCGGAGCUGUGGAGCCCCAAGACCAACACCUGGACGGUCAUGAACGCCAUGGCGGUCCCGAGGAACUACCACUCCGUGUCCCUGCUCCUGGGCGACGGGAGGGUCUGGGCCGCCGGAGGUGGCCUCUGCUGGGUGAAAAAGGGCGCCGCGGACGUGCCGGCCGACUGGCAGUGCGAGGCGUCAGCCCAGCACACCGACGCCGAGAUCUUUUCGCCCCCGUACCUGUUCAACGCCGACGGGACCGACGCCACCCGCCCCAACAUCACGGCGCUGAGCACCGACAGCGACGCCAACGGCAACUGGGUGCGUGCCGGCGGCUCGCUGACCGUCACCAUGGACAGCAGCGCAGAUAUGACAUUUUCGGUGGUUCGGUUGGGUUCCGCCACGCACUCCAUCAACACCGACCAGCGCCGCCUGUCGUUGACUUCCACACAGCAGGACAGCAAGCACACUAUCAAGCUGCCGACUGACAGCGGGGUGCUGUUGCCAGGAUACUGGUACUUGUUUGCGAUGAAUGCUCAAGGUACUCCAUGCAUCGCAAGGGUGAUUCAGGAACGACAACCCAUCAGUAUGGAACCAACUCAAGGAGCAAGCAUCCUUCUGGCCCUCGCUGAAGCUAUCCGGGAAACACAAUUUCAGGAGGUUGACUACUCGGAUACAAUCAGGGAGCAUUGUACAAUCUGUACCUCGACAUGCGCCAACGAGAAUAUUCUUGAGAAGAGCUCCAAGGACCUCUUGUCAAGGGCGGGCCUACUAAGACCUGGUAACUCAGCUCAUGACACACAUAUGGUAACAAUCCACACCAAUGCCAUCGACGGCAAAAAAGAUGUCAUGCUGUGCCUGGAAGGCCUGUUCAACGUCAUUGACGGAUGGAUAGUUAUCAACCAUGUGAACAAGAAUGCCGAGUUUCCCGUGCAGGACGACAGAGCCAACGUGCCGACAGCUGCGCUUUUUGGUUACGUCUGGUCACAACUUGCUCGGAAGAAAAGCAAAGGAAGAAAAGUCUCCCCUCUCAAAGCAGUCAUAUUUGAGAAGCUUUCCAGCUACUCUACGCCGGAUGAGCUGAGUAUGCUAAAGUACCUGAGCGACACCCGUGGCGCCUUGCUCAACACGCUGAACCCAAGCUCUGGGCAGGAUUUCCUAGGUAAGCUGAGCGGGCCAUUCAAGUUAGAGGAUCUUUUCAAAGAUGGCGGUAUCUGCCGCAUCCUAUCCGACGCCUUGACUGCCACUCAAUCCAUAUUUCCAAAUAGAUACCCCACCGAGCUACUCUGGCAAAGGGACUCAACAACAACAGGCUACACCCUGCUCGUCCUGCUCCAGCCACUCCCGGACCUAGCACGGGGUUCAAGUGCCCCCCAGGCUACCUAUCAAGACGUCCCCGUCCGCGCCCCGGUGUUCAAUCACCCGCGACUUAUCAAGAAAUCAUGCGAGGCGCUGGUAGAGACCGUAUCGGAAUGCUCCGAACCCGAAGACCAAGGCUCGCAAUCGCUGUCCCUGCGAGGCGGCGGCAACCUGGACCGCGAACAACCCCCACGCUCCGGGCUCGACUUUGAUUUGCUCAAGGCCCGGCUGAAGCGACUCUGCACCAACGAACCGAGCCCAGAAUUGGAGGCAAAGGUCAAGAGGCUGGAGGAGUCGAGCAGGCGACAGGCUGGCGUCUGGGGGGAAGAGACCAAGGAGGUGAUGGAAGAGAUCAAGAAGCGGGAGGACCUAGCGGCGACCAAGAAGGAGAAGCGGAAAGGGACGAUUGCCAUCGGUCUGGGUAGUGAGCGCAAAUAG